UACAGUUUUGAGUAUUUGUACUGCCCUUAGUUGUUUUUGACCUUUGACUUACUGAAUCACUAAAGUACAGAUUUUUUGCUCUCCCAAAUGUUGUUCUACAUUGAUAAUAAUAAGUUUAUUAUUAUUUAAUGAAUGAGUCGUUUUGAUCUCCCAUCACAUUUUGCUUGUUGCAAAAAAUCAUGAAUGCUAAACAACAAUAGUGUGUCUAGUAGAUGUGUAGAUAAGCACCCAACAGGUGUGUGUGUGUGUACGUGUGUACGUGUGUGUGCGCGAAUGUGUGCAUGUGUGUGCACGUUAGCGUGUGUGUGUGUGUGUGUGUGUGUGUGUGUGUGUCUGUCAGAGAUACAGCUACCCUUAUUUUGCCACGAUACGUGAUAUUGUUAUAAAACCAGGAUACCGUGAUAUUCAUGGCUUAAAUAUAGACUGUCGCUUUGAUGGAGGGUUUGUGCUUUUGAAAGUUGCAUACCACGUUGGAUGUUGAAUAUCAUGGUCUGUUUAUGAGGUGUGUAAUGAUGUUUAGUUAAAAGGUUACUGGGCUACUAUGUGUUGUACUGGUUGGGUAGGAACCAAGCUUUGCGUUGCUGUGUGCUUGUAAGGUGACAUAGGAGAUUGUAGUGAACAUAAAUACCGGCUCUAGUGUCCUUUCGUGAAAUUAAAGCAUGAUGCUGGUCCAGCUGUUGACCCACUUUCAUGCCGGUGGACUGGAGAGCAAUGCCUGGGACACCUGAGCAGCCAGAACACAGUGACAGGCUGUUCUGUUCUGUUCUGUUCUGUUCUCUUCUGUUCUGUCUCUACUAUAUGUAAUGCAAUCAUGGUCAAGCAUUCAGCCAGUGUGACAGUGUAUGGCUUAAAAGGUUUCACAGAGGACCUUCCAUGUCUUCAUUAAACACACUCAGUAACCACACAGUUACGUUGGAAAGCGUGAGUGAAGCAGAGGUUUACUAACCGGCUGAACCAGUUGAUGCGUGUCCUGUUCUGUAGCUGUGAACUGGUACCACCCGAUCCUGCACAAACCCUGGAACUGCUUGAACUCGGCCAGCGUAGCAGAACAGACAGUUCUCUUGAGGUCUGUCCAGGUUCUGACUGGACCUCUUUGUGGAUCUACCUUUGCUUACGGACGUUGACCUGCUGUUGUGCUCCUGUGCUGUUUGAGAGUGAGACCAGAACAGGUUUGGGGGUGUACUGUAUGUGGUAGCUCAGCGUCUCUGUGGUUAAACGCUGCUGCCUCAAGCCGUCUGACUGUGAAAGUCUGCUGUAACAAGAAGCAACACAUUAGAUUCUGAGAAAAGCAAAGUUGAUGCAAAUUGCACUCUGAGGUUGUGUACAAAGCGAAGUGUGGGGCUGCUUGUUAGCAGCUUGUGCUGUGCAGUGUGUAAUUGUUGGCCCUAAAGCAGAAUCUUUUUUCAACAACAAAGGUCAACAUCUUGACCUUUUACCUCAGUUCAAUUAAACGCUUCACUUGAUCAGUGCUUUGUUUUAUGACAAAUAUCUUGAACUUCAUGACACUAAGUGAAUUAACAUGUCAUUGAUAUUCAUGAUCCCCACCUGCUAAAUCAUUAUUUAUCUUAUCUGUCCUAUGACGAAUCGAUGACUUUACACCUUCACCAUAAAGUGAACGUUUGAUAGUAGAUGCUAUCAAAUAUAUUUGAUCACAGGAAUUAAUAACUGUUAUAAAAUUACUGGAGUUCAAAUAUUAUAGUCAAGCCCAAAAUUAUUCAUACUCCUGGCAAAUUCUGACUUAACGGUUUUUUUCACUGGUAAUGACACAAAAGGCAAUCAGACGAUGUACGAUGUACAUGUUCAUUGUGGAAAUAAGUUUUGCGGGUAUUUUAUUUACAUUUGAACAAAUGGAGGCAUUUUCUACAUUAUCAUCACUUCUCUGCAAUCAAUAGAAAAGGCUAUUGCAGCAAUCAAACACUUCCUAUAAUUGCGGAGCAGCCUUUUGCAUGUCUCCUCUGUUUUUUGGCCCACGCAUUUUUAGCAAUGAGCUCCAACCUGAAAAGGUUGGGGGUUCUCUUAAAUGAAAGAUGAGUAAUCAUUUUUUCCCACAGUGAUGCAGAAUCACAAUCACAAUCAAAUAAUAAAAUAAAUACUAGUCUGGGCUGUUUGUGGUUAUACAGAACUGCCUAUAUAAAUCUUGGUCGACUCUAUAGUUAGUUAGUUAGGUUGUAUUAGUCCCCUGAUUUGAACCCAUUCGUGAUUUGAACAGCUCCAGGCUACAACACCUGAGCUUUUAUACCCGGAACUAGCAGCCCUACAAUUGAAGGGCAGUCAGUGAAUUGGUCUGUAAGGACUCUGUCUUAAGUCAACCUUAUUUAUGAGCAUCUGCUGCCAGACCUGUCUCUUUCCAAAUGCUAACUUCACCCCACUGACAUAGUUUGUGAUGCAGCUCAGACAUGUUCAUUAAAUAUAACUUGUCCCUCAGUGUACAGUGUUGGUGCCAAGCAUCUCAGCGUUAUAGACAGCGUUCAUAGCUGACGUAUGACACCGUAGUGUAAAACCCGUCAUAACUGUUGUGCGUCAUCAAUCUUAUCUUGUGACCCACGCACCAUCAAUAAAUCCCGCUUUUAAUCAGAUGACUAAUGAAGCUCCAGUCACAAGGUUUCUUGGCAGGCUUUCAGCUUGGCCUCUGAUGAAUCAUGAUUUAUUUUCCCUCUUACUUUUUAACAUUAUACUGAUACAAAGUCAUGUCCUGGAAUAGGCCGCCCUGGCGCACAAUAGGCUGCCAUUAUUAAAUAGUGUGUCCACAGCCAUAGAGAGGAAAUGAGAGACUGCUACAUGAGGUGUGGCGUAACAAUUGUACAGUUUUAAUUAUCUCUCUUCCGUCAAUCAAUGCCAGCGAGUCGCUGCAUUGUUUGUUCACAGGUUGCUGUGACUUUGCAACGCAGCCCUCAGUUUAACGUGAAAUGAGCGUGAAAGUCAUUCUCGUUAAUUUCCUGUAAUUCAAUAGCAGUGGGUAAAAAUAUUUGUGGGAGCACAGAGCAGCAGAAACAUUAGACGCAAAGCUGCAGCAGGAAGUGGAGUCCUGCGUGGCUUCAGACACAGGCGCUCAGUGGGCUUUCUGCUUUUGCUUGAUCAGUCUGAACCCUGUCCACCAUAAAGAUGUUACUGUAGGUUAUAAAGCGUCUCAGAAGUGGAAACUCUCUUUAAUCAGUUUAAAUUCUAGUCUAGUUUCCUGUCCAGGGCUCACGCCACCUAAAGGGGGAAGCCUCUGGGGUUGCUCCAGUUUCAAAGGUCGUAUGUUUGGUUCAUGUCUCCAAACAGAACGACUGACCUCCUCCGACUGAACGCGCGGUCGCCCUGGAGCGGAAUGUAGGUUGUCACCGGAGCUAUUUUGGCAAUGCACCGCCGCUGAUGAUUGUGAUCGCGGAGCAGAGCUCGGAGCAGUUGCUUCGCGUUCUGUUUUUUUUUUUUUCCCCCUCUCCUUCCGGCAAGUUUGAUCAUGCUGCUCUCACCGGCGCUGCAGGGAUUAGAGAGUUAAACGAAUGGCACGUCGGCUCCGCUUGCAUUUUGCGUCAAGGAGAAGCAACACGGACCCCCUGUCAGAAAGCCUCAGCAGCCAUGGUGAGGACAGCAGCGUCGGUGUGCCAGCUCAUAGCCCCGCUGAGAGCCUGGCGCACAGCUCCGUCCACUUGAAGGUGACUCCUCUGUCACCGGACGACGCUAAUUUACAGCAGUACUCGUCCGUAUUCAUACCGAUGGUUAAUACAGCGGCACGUAGCAGGAGGAGCAUUCUGCAAAUCUCACUCCAGCCCUGCGGCAAACUCGGUGGAGAGCUGGAUGGCAGCAUAGAGGAUGGAGUCAAUGAGGGCGGAGCGGGGACGGGCUCUGACGGAGGCUCGUGUAGCAGCAGCAUGGCCAGCGAUGCCGGAUACUGCAGCAGCAGCAGCAUCUUCGAGCCAGAAGCCCCGGAGAAGCACAGGACCACAAAGGAGAGGGCUUCGCUGUGCUGCAAGCCCAAGGUCCCGUUGAGGCGGUGCUCGUCCUUGGUGAUUUUUCCAAAGAGCCCCUGCAGCUCGCCGCCUGCUUCCCCGGUCAGUCCAGUGGCCCUGCCCGCUCUCCCACCAUCAAGAGGUUCCCAGACGACCGCCGGUGAGUCCGCGCAAGGCGACGACGGGGUGCCUGGCAAGGGGUCCGGCACCGCGACAGCAGGUGGCCACCGUUGCCCGAAAGGAGGCCCCUCAGCCGAGUCCAGGGACACCAAACACAUGGUGCACUUCAAUAUUCCCUUACAGGAUGAACCAGAAUGCGAAGCGGACGGCGGGAGCACGACAACGGAACCGUCGCCCGCACGGGAGCGAUCGAGUCGUCACUCGAGCAGCGUGCUGCUCCACUUUGCCCACCAGAGACCAGCGGUGUCGGGGAAGGGAGCGUCGGCCACGGCCACGCUCAAUGUGGAAUACUCGCGUGCCCCCCACCCAGAGGAUGAACCGCACAGAAAGCUCUAUCGUAGUACCUCUGCCUGUCUGUUAUCCUCCACGAAGCAUUGGGAAACGACAGCGAACGCGUGCUCAUAUGGACAGAGGCCUGAGGGAACCCACUGUCACCGAGCCAUGCAGAGGAGCUUCUCCCUGGAGGUGCCCUACGCCAACACUGGAAUCUCCUGUCACGUUUCGAAUGCGAAGCUCAGCAGCACCCGCUCGCCGCACGUGCACAUUCAUUUGUCUCCCUUCUGCCCGAGCAAGUCGUCAGACUCUGUCACUGGUGUAAACGUGAGCCACAAAGGGAACAUGGCGCCAGGGGCCCUCGGUCAGAGCGCAGAGACACGUGAUGACUUUCUGGGACAGGUGGACGUCCCGUUGAAUCAGAUACCGACCGAAAAUCCUAACAGAGAAAGACCAUACACGUUCAAGGAUUUCCUGCUUCAUCCACGAAGCCACAAGUCCAGGGUCAAAGGUCAUCUGCGUCUCAAAAUGACCUACCUGCCAAAAAGCUCCAGUACAGAGGAGGACAGAGCAGACCACACGGAGGACGCGGAGCCUGAAUGGGAGUUUCUGGAGGCCCAGAACCUGGCAGGCCGCAGACAGAGCCAACAGCUUCCUCCUCUGCCCCCAGGCUGGGAGGAGCGCCAGGACAACCUGGGGAGAAUCUACUACGUCAACCACGAGCGCAGAACCACGCAGUGGCAGCGGCCCACAGAGCUAGACGGGGAUUUGGAGGCUCAAAGGAGGCAGAACCUUAAUAUAGGGAUGCAGAAUUCGUUCAUUGCACGCAGACAGAUCUCAGACCCUGAUGAGAGCACGACGAGAGAGUCUCCUGAGGUCAUUAACAGAUCUAGCUGGGAGAUCAUCACAGAGGACGAGUCCACAUUGUACCACAGCAAUAACCAGCGCAUAUCGCCACCCGAGGAGAUCCAGAUACUCAGUGAUGAGCCCAGAAACACCCGCGCCUCUGGGGCCACAGCUAGCGAGCGCCGCUCCUCCUACACUAAUCAUGCUAGUAAUUCAAACCAUUCCAGUCGAAGAGGAAGUGCCCAGUCCUCAACCAGAGAAGAACAUCCUGCUAGACCUGUGCUGCUUCCAGCCACAGCUGGGCUGCCUCCAGGCUGGGAGGAGAAGUGGGACAGUAAAGGACGGCGCUACUAUGUCAACCACAAGGCUCAGAGCACUACAUGGAUACGCCCCAUCCUCCAGAAAACGUCCGACGCCCCGACAGCAGCGCAGAGCGCUGCAGGUUCGUCCCUGCCCCCUGCGUCGCCUCAGCACACCGCGUCCCCCGACGAGUCUCCUCAGUCCACCGCGAGGACCGAGGCCACGAGUGACGCUGGCUUCCUGCCUGCGGGCUGGGAGGUUCGCAGCGCCCCCAAUGGAAGACCCUUCUUCAUCGACCACAACACCAAGACAACGACCUGGGAAGAUCCCAGGCGAAAGACGUCUGUACACAAGAGACCUGCACUUGACCCCUCUGACCUCGGCCCUCUGCCGGCCGGCUGGGAGGAGAGGAUCCACAGCGAUGGGAGGAUAUUUUACAUAGAUCACAACACCAGGACCACACAGUGGGAAGAUCCCAGAUUACAGAACUCAGCCAUUACCGGACCAGCUGUGCCUUAUUCCAGGGAUUAUAAACAGAAGUAUGACUACUUCCGAAAGAAGCUGAAGAAGCCGGCUGACAUCCCGAACCGCUUUGAGAUGAAGAUGAGGCGCAAUGCGGUGCUGGAGGACUCGUACCGACGCAUCCUCUCGGUGAAAAAGCCGGACCUGCUGAAGGCUCGUCUGUGGGUGGAGUUCGAGGGGGAAAAGGGACUGGACUACGGCGGCGUGGCCAGGGAGUGGUUCUUCCUCAUGUCCAAGGAGAUGUUUAACCCGUACUAUGGACUGUUUGAGUACUCAGCCACGGACAACUACACGCUGCAGAUCAACCCCAACUCAGGUUUAUGUAACGAGGACCACCUGUCCUACUUCAAGUUCAUCGGCCGCGUGGCGGGCAUGGCUGUGUAUCACGGGAAGCUGCUGGAUGCUUUCUUCAUUCGGCCUUUCUACAAGAUGAUGCUGCAGAAGCCAAUCACCCUCCAGGACAUGGAGUCUGUUGACAGUGAAUAUUUCAACUCCCUGAUGUGGAUUGUGCAGAACGACCCAACAGACUUGGACCUGAGGUUCACCAUUGACGAAGAGCUGUUUGGACAGACUCACCAGCAUGACCUGAAGCCAGGAGGUGCAGAGAUCGUCGUCACUAAUGAGAACAAGAGCGAAUACAUCCACCUGGUGAUACAGUGGAGGUUUGCAAACAGGAUACAGAAGCAGAUGACUGCCUUCAAGGAGGGAUUUUUUGAGUUGAUACCACAGGAUCUAAUCAAGAUCUUUGAUGAGAACGAACUUGAGCUGCUGAUGUGCGGCCUCGGAGACGUGGAUGUGAACGACUGGAAGGCCAAUACGAAGUACAAGAACGGCUACUCCUCCAACCACGCGGUCAUCCACUGGUUUUGGAAGACGGUGCUACUGAUGGAUGCAGAGAAGCGGAUUCGGCUUUUGCAGUUUGUGACGGGAACGUCCAGAGUCCCAAUGAACGGCUUCGCUGAACUCUACGGGUCUAAUGGACCGCAGCUGUUCACCAUCGAGCAGUGGGGGGCACGUGACAAACUCCCCCGAGCCCACACAUGCUUCAACCGGCUCGAUCUUCCUCCGUACGAGUCGUUUGAGGAACUGCGGGAGAAGCUUCACAUCGCGAUUGAGAACGCACAAGGGUUCGACGGGGUGGAUUAAUGCAGGUGGAGUAGAAGAGCUGAAGUGACAUUUAUUGUUGCCACAGGAUAUCCAGCGUGACGGCAACUCAGGUCUUAACCUGCCAGCUGUGACAAAGGACAAAUGAGAGCCACGAAGCAUUUAUCGUGUUCUCUGUUGGUCGACAUACAGAGAACCUACAUUAAUCUGGAGUGAUGGUGGUGUUUGAUUUCUCUACUAUGUUUACAAAUCAGUCAUUAUAAAUCACUUAUAUUUACUCUUGUUUGCUAUGCUAAAAUACACAAGUAUUUAUAAACACCAUUCUGUGAAAUGACAUUGUAUAAAAUGUGAAUGGAAAUCCACGAAAUAUAAAAUAUCAGGACUUUAAUUUGGGCUGAAACUCUUCAGGUCAGUGUCUGAUUCCAGACACUUCAAAUGCAGUUAUGUUGUUGUCAGGUUCUUAACUCGUCUCUUUGUAGCAUAAAUAGGUUAGUGGUGUAAAGGACAGAACAGUCAGGUUCACUGUGGUGAAGAAAGACUUAAAGUUAGCAUGUGUAGUAUUACAGCGUAUAUGAAUGAAAAACACAGACUUACAACCAACGUCUCCACUUCAGUGGUGGAAUGUAACAAAGUACAUUUACUCAGGUGCUUUACUCAAUUAUAGUAUUUUAUACUACGCUACAUUUUUUUCUAUACAGUAUGAAUCCUGAUGCUUUGUUCUAUAUUACACUAUCAACCGCAGUCAGUGCAAGUAAAGCUAAAUAAUUAUGUAAAUAUGUAUUUCCUAUAAAUGAGUAUUUCAUGGAUCCUACUUCUCAAAUAAUAGUUUUUAAUGCUUUGGUUUCUAAUUAGAAUCUGGCAAAUCUUUUUUACAAAACUACGGUUUAACUGCAGUAAAUUCCAAGAUUUUUAAUAAAAGAAAAUACAAUUACAACGUAAUAGUUAAAACUUUUAGGGGCCAUUGUCUAUAAGUGCAUUUUCUGAUGAUGUAGGACAUUUAUAUAUCGGAGAAUUUCCACUGUGGUAUAAGUACAUUUAAUUAUUUGUGUAGAUUUGUAUGCAAUAUAUUUGUUACUUCUCCAAACGCGAUGUGGACAGCUGCUGUUCUGCUACGGUGCUCAUGUAGAACAACACAGAUAUUUUUUUCCGCUGGAUAAGAAGGUUUUUGGAGCUUCUUAUUCAUUGUAAUUUCAUAACAGUGAGUAAUUGAAGCUCAUGGAGUCUCAGUCUAGUGCUUUACUAGGUAACAUGGAGGAUCUGAAUCCUCCACCUCUGCUGUUUAGUGAGAUACAGCCCGAAUCCCUUUAACCAGUAAUUUAGUAUGUAAGGGUUUGCGCAAAACUGCAGCGAGUUUUUUCCAGAUGUAUUUUUAACAGGAAAACGUAUUAUAAUUUAGCCUUAGCAAACAUAUGUAAAGAUAUUUUAUUUAGAUUUUACGGAGUUAAACAUUUUUCAUUCCAUAUAUUUAAAGCCGUCAUAUAGGAGAACUUUCAAAACUAACACCUGUAGCAGAACAUGCAGGUUUGAGUGAAUAAACUGAGUCCCUCUUGUAUCAGUUCAUCAUCAUCAUUAUGAUGCAUCAGUACCAGGACCAGUAACGUUUCUAGAUACACUAAUCUUACAUUUGUCACAACGCCAGUGUUAGAUUGUGUUUUAUAACAGUACUUGCACAGAUUAACGUCAGAUAAUUAGAGUUUCUCAGAUGUCACAGAAGAUUUGUAUGUACCAAUUGACUUUGCCUUUUAAAAUGGGAUGAAGCCACUGCUGUUAGCAUCACUCAUCUUUGCUUAGUGCACGACUAGAUCAUGCAUCGUCUUUGCUUCACUUUGAUCCGUAGCUGCCCACAAACUGCAACAACACACAUGAGAUCUGCAGGAACGGUUCUAAGCAAACCGAGCUUGCUCGGUGUAGAUGCAGCGCGUUUCGUGCUUUGUUGUCAGUGAGUAAUUGUGGUUUUGUCUUCUUUUACUCGACGUGGGUGUGCAAUCGCAGCGCAGUGCUCUGUUUUUAAGAGUACAACAUUAAACGUAGUUUUGCUGGUUGUAAAACGUGUACAGGUUGUUUGGGUGCACCUUUAAUGACAGGAGCUUUAAUCUUUUCUGAAUGGUAAAACGUGUGUUUACACUGUCUGCCAUGUUUACAGGCUGUUGGGAAGGAAGAUGUGUUGGGCUGGUUUUUGUCUCUGGCAACACAGUUUUAUAAAUAUGCUUUUAUAAAGUGACGCACUUUGUUAAACGUCGAUAAGUCUUACAUCUGCGCUGCCUGAAUCUGUCGCCCGCGUAAAUCGCUCCUUAAAAACACGAUCCUAUGCUUAAAGUGCACACGUUAAAAUGUUUACAUGUGAUCACUGCAGAAAAAAAGCACAUUCUCUUCUUCCUCUUAUAUUUAAACUGAAAUACGGAGGCCUUCAUUUGUAAUAUAUUGUAGAAUUUAAUUGUGUUUAUGAAUUUUUUAAUCUCUAAAUGGAAUUACUGUUAUGUUUUGUUGUCUGCUGAAGUAUAAUGAGCAGCACUUCAUGUUUGACAUAUCAAAUUUUGUUAUAAUGGAAUGUAAUUUCCUCACCUAUAAGUGCUUUACAACAUACAAUCAAAGUGUAUACAACAGAUGCCAGGUGGAAAAUGUAGCUGGUAACUUCACUGACGUAUAGCACAACAAAAUUUAAUAUAAAUACCUUUUAAAAAAUAAAAAUCUAAAAACAUUAA
Messenger RNA from Betta splendens (Siamese fighting fish), 9859 nucleotides. It is a transcript of the gene nedd4a, whose product is annotated as NEDD4 E3 ubiquitin protein ligase a. The transcript has 25 exons. Bases 3486 to 7199 code for a protein of 1237 amino acids. Gene Ontology annotation, molecular function: protein binding; ubiquitin protein ligase activity; sodium channel inhibitor activity. Lineage: Eukaryota; Metazoa; Chordata; Actinopteri; Anabantiformes; Osphronemidae. Gene Ontology annotation, biological process: receptor internalization; regulation of dendrite morphogenesis; neuromuscular junction development. The record is from RefSeq and is a predicted model, not a curated record.